Messenger RNA from Daldinia loculata, 1833 nucleotides. RefSeq names its product RNA polymerase III transcription factor IIIC subunit-domain-containing protein. NCBI's taxonomy places the organism in Eukaryota, Fungi, Ascomycota, Sordariomycetes, Xylariales, Hypoxylaceae. The transcript has 3 exons. Bases 1 to 1833 code for a protein of 610 amino acids. Gene Ontology annotation, biological process: transcription initiation at RNA polymerase III promoter. Gene Ontology annotation, cellular component: transcription factor TFIIIC complex. The record is from RefSeq and is a predicted model, not a curated record.
AUGGAAGCCGAAGAUGAAUCGUACUAUGUAGAUGAGGUCGAUGAAGUCGAUGACGCCGACGACUCGGCCGGUGCCCCUAUAUUCGAGGUUCCCCCGAGGAAGAUAGUCGCCAUAGAACACCCCUGUGUUAUUCUCAACCUUGAUAAGGGACUAGCUACCUUUGGACCGGACCCGGACUUUCAGAAACUUCUAAUGGACUCGGCAGAGCCUAGCUCAGUUCCCCUAUGGUUCCGACCCGAGAACCCAACGUCAAAGCCCAUCGUAUCACACCAUGCCACCACUAACAACAUCCUGCUCAAGAUCACCGUCCCCAAGAGGACAGGCAGGAAACGAAAGCGAGGAAGCAACGAGCCAUUUACAGGAGAUGUCGAUUUCACAGAUGGCACAUCCUCCAUCUCUGGGACUGAACGAAUCAGCUCCCAGGGUCGACAAGAUUUGCCCAAAUCUAUUCUCCGAAAGAUGCAAGAUAAUCCUGAAGACUAUCAAGUAGAAGCUGUCGGAAAUAUCCACGCUACUCACAGAUAUCGAGGCUUAGCAGAUUUCCAGUUCGCUAACACAAAUCCUUCCUUCUUAACAAAUAUCGCCGAACAUAUGCUUCCAAUGAAAGUCUCAAAACUACGGAGGAUCAAAUUUACCCCUGGUGUAGCCACAGGUCCUGGUCAGGAGAUAAUACCUCCACCACACUUUACAGACCGGGUUAUUGGAUUCAACUACAACUACGAGCAGAACCCGAACACCAAGGUCGAAGGGGACGAAGGGGGGAAGCAGCAGCUCAUCAACAUCCAAGGCAGGAAAAAACACUCGUACGGCCACUUCAUCAACAACAACCAGUACCCCGUACCCGAGAAACCCCGGCGAGAGCCAGCCAUGCAGGUACCAGAGGGGCUCAUGAACCAACUCCAUAAGCUGAUGGAUGAGCGACCCAUCUGGACCCGCCGCGCUAUCCUCAACCGCGUCACGGGCGACUUCUCCGACUCAGUCCUUCGGAUCGCCCUCCAGCUCAUCGGGUACCAAUUCCGCGGCGGGCCCUGGCGCGACGCCUUCAUCAAGUACGGCGUGGACCCGCGCCCCGACCCCAGCUUCCGAAUCUACCAGACGCUAGCGUUCAAACUUGAGCGCAACAUCGUCGGCACCAAGAAGAUUCCCUGGGAAGUCGUGCGCAAGGGCCAGACCAAGAGGCGCUCGCGCGAGAACAGCAACAGCCACCUCUGGAACGGCGAGGAUUACUCUACAGACGGCAAGUUCUGGCAGGUGUGCGAUAUCACGGAUCCGUUCGUGCGUGGGAUCAUCGAUCGCGCGCCUCUGAGGGAUACCUGCGAUUUGAAGGAUUCGGGGUGGUAUCAUAAGGGUACGUGGAGUAAGGUCAAAAUGAUCAUGAAGGUCAAGAUGGUGGCUAUUAAGAGGGGCCGCAUGGGAUCCGACGACGACAGGCCGCAGAGGCCCGGGUUCUUGUAUAAUUCCUUCCUGGAAGAUCGGAUCCGCCCGUUCCCGGAUAUCACGGAUAAGCCGCUGGGCUUGACGCUAGAACCCUUCUUGCGACCUAUGGAGGAGGUCGAUACGAGGUUGUAUAAGCGUCGUCCUCCUACGCAGAAGCAGAAAUCUGGAUCUGGCGUGGCGGAUGGUGUAUCUACGCCCGGUGGGGAUGAUUUGGAGCCGGAUGAUAUGGUUGGUGAGAAUGAUACUGCGACUCCGAUGGAGAAUUCGUGGGAUGUAGAGGAUUUGGAGGGGGAUGAUGAUGCCGAGGGGGAUGCGGAGGAGGAGUAUGGGUAUUAUGAUAAUGGUGAUGGUGAAGAAGACGGAGGCGAAGAUUAUGGAGAGGUAGAUGUCGAAUAG